AUGAUGAUAUUUGCCCAGGCCAGAUUCCGUAAGCAUCCCGUUCUGGGGCGUCAGCCCUUCCAAUCGCUCCAUGGGCUCUCUGAGAUUGCCGCUCUCACGAUUAUCAUCAACUUUCUCUGUCAGGGGAACUACGUUCGGUACACGAUCGGAAUCUUCGGUGCGAGAAUUCUUGCCGCCCGUUCUGGAGCUACGCGGACCACGGGCGAGGGUAGGAAUUUCCAGCAGUCGAGUGGUAUGCUCUCCGAGUUCGGUUCUGAGUCCUAA
This is a messenger RNA of Perkinsus marinus ATCC 50983, 264 nucleotides long. RefSeq lists its product as hypothetical. The record is from RefSeq and is a predicted model, not a curated record. The coding region runs from base 1 to 264 and encodes 87 amino acids. The transcript has a single exon. Lineage: Eukaryota; Perkinsozoa; Perkinsida; Perkinsidae.